AUGGAUGAUUGUAAACCUAUCUCAACUCCCUUAGACAUAAAUAAAACGGUUACCAAAGAGAUGAGCCCACAAACUGAAGAAGUUGAAGAAAUGAAAAAGAUACCAUAUCAAGAAGCAAUUGGAAGUAUUAUGUAUGCAGCUCAAGUAAGUCGUCCAGAUAUUUCAUUUGCAGUGGGGGCUUUAGCCAGAUUUAAUAAUAACCCUGGUAAGGCACACUGGCAAGCUGUAAAGCGUAUCAUGAGGUAUCUUAAAGGAACUAUGAAAUACAAACUACAAUUUUCUAAGGAUGAAAAUGAAUUCAUCGAAGGAUUCUCAGAUGCAGAUUGGGCUGGAGAUGUAGAUGAAAGAAAAUCAACCUCGGGUUAUGUUUUUAAGUUUCAAGUUGGCUGUAUUUCAUUGAACUCUAAGAAACAGCAAACAACAGCGUUAUCAACAACAGAAGCGGAAUAUAUGGCUUUGGCAGCAGCUGGUCAAGAGGCGUUGUGGUUACAAUCUUUGUUUAAUGAACUUGGAAGACCAUCAUCAAUUGUAAUAAAAUGUGAUAACAAAAGUGCUAUAAAUUUGUCUCACAACAACACUUAUCAUCAGGGCAACCAAAAAUAUGCAAUAUCAUAUUCUUUGCUGUGCGUCGUAUAA
This is a messenger RNA of Calliphora vicina (urban bluebottle blowfly), 636 nucleotides long. RefSeq lists its product as uncharacterized. The coding region runs from base 1 to 636 and encodes 211 amino acids. NCBI's taxonomy places the organism in Eukaryota, Metazoa, Arthropoda, Insecta, Diptera, Calliphoridae. The transcript has a single exon. The record is from RefSeq and is a predicted model, not a curated record.